Molecule: messenger RNA, 423 nt
Organism: Entrophospora sp. SA101
Lineage: Eukaryota; Fungi; Glomeromycota; Glomeromycetes; Entrophosporales; Entrophosporaceae
Source: the annotation of a GenBank genome assembly
AUGGCAACUUUGCGGCAGAAAUGGGCUAUCCAUAGAACAUAUCGUCGAAUACAAAAUUGUUGGCAAGAAUAUAUAGCAGUUUCUGAUAAGGAAUAUGAGACAAUAAAUGAUUUGAUGAAUUUGCAAGAUCAAAUUGAUCAAUUUCAAAAAUUGAUUUUUGUACAAUUUCGUCCAUCAUCUAACAAUGAAUGUAGAAUAGCUGCUCUUGUUCCAUUAGUGGAAGAAAGCUAUGGUAUUUAUAAAUUUUUAACCAGCAUGCUUAAAGCUAUGCAUCAGCAUACAGACGCUGUUGACGCCUUAACGCCCCUUCGUACCAGAUAUAAUGCACAACAUUAUGCUUUAUUAAAAUUUUAUUAUGAAUGUUCAAACUUAAAAUAUUUAACCAGUUUAAUUAGUGUGCCAAAAUUACAACAGGUAUACUAA